Seriola aureovittata is the source of this 3211-nucleotide messenger RNA. RefSeq names its product 5-hydroxytryptamine receptor 3A-like. Bases 1 to 1392 code for a protein of 463 amino acids. Gene Ontology annotation, biological process: monoatomic ion transmembrane transport; nervous system process; regulation of membrane potential. The record is from RefSeq and is a predicted model, not a curated record. Lineage: Eukaryota; Metazoa; Chordata; Actinopteri; Carangiformes; Carangidae. The transcript is spliced from 9 exons. Gene Ontology annotation, molecular function: neurotransmitter receptor activity; extracellular ligand-gated monoatomic ion channel activity; transmembrane signaling receptor activity. Gene Ontology annotation, cellular component: membrane; synapse; neuron projection.
AUGGCGCAUUGCUACCUUGAGGCAGCGGAAAGUUUUGUUGCAGCAUUGAACUGCACCAGCCCAACUCCUGAAUCUCUGUUUAAUGCCCUUGAGAAGGAAUUAUUUCCUAAAAGACUACUGCGACCUGUAAAAAGGUUUUCAGAUACACUUAACGUAACCAUCAAUAUUGCUCUGGUGGGAAUUUUAGGAGUGAAUGAAAAGACCCAGUCAAUGACAACAUUCAUAUGGCAAAUCUUGGAGUGGGAUAUAGAGGGACUGAGCUGGGAUGAGAAGGAAUGUGGAACUAAAAGAAUCUCUGUUCCCCGGGAAAAGCUUUGGGUCCCAGACGUCCACAUCGCCGAGUUCAUGGACGAGGACAGAUCUCCGAAAGCUCCCUAUGUCUACUUAUACAACACAGGUCGUGUUUUUGAUGAUAAACCAAUAAGAGUGGUCAGUUCCUGCAGAUUAGAAAUCUAUACUUUCCCCUUUGAUUUUCAAAACUGCUCUCUGACCUUUGGAUCAUACCUCCACUUUGCUACAGACAUAAGGAUGAUUCAAGGUUACGCAGCUGCAGAAAUUCUGGCGGGGUCCAGAAAAGUGAUACAGACCAAAGGAGAGUGGGAGCUUGCAGAUAUCAAAAUAACUCCAUCUACCCUGGAGAUAACUGAAGGAAGCUACUCAGACAUCAUAUUCUAUAUCAUUUUGAGACGCAGGCCACUCACCUAUGUGGUGAACCUACUGAUCCCAAGCUGCUUCCUUAUCACACUGGACCUCUUCAGCUUCCUGCUGCCUCCUGCAAGUGUGGACCGAUCCGCAUUCAAGAUGACCUUAAUCCUGGGCUACACUGUCUUCCUGCUCAUCAUGAACGACCUGUUGCCUGUCACUGGGGAGACAACACCUCUCAUGAAUGUUCUAUUCUCUCUCAGUCUCGCUCUGAUGGUGGCCAGCCUGUUGGAGACAGUGUUUAUCACUAAUAUCCAGUUCAGCUCCAGCCAGUACAGUGCGGUGCCUCACUGGCUCAGUGUCCUUGUGUUACAGUAUCUAUCUGUUGUCGUUUGCCUCCCUUCAACAAAGAACUGCAUCAAAAUCUCCAUUCCACCACCUGCUACAGACCCAACAGUGAAUACAAGUAUGAUUUCUUCAAGAGCUCUUCAGAGCAUCUCUGGUGAUACACCUCUAGAAAAAAAGCCUCCAGAUAUGGCCCUGGAUGAAGUGAGGAAACUGAGCAGAGAUCUCAUGGCCAUUCGCCUCCAGAUGGACAAACACUUCCAGGGGAGCAAGACCUCACAGGAAUGGCAAAUGAUCGGGGUAGUCAUCGACCGUCUGCUGUUCGGCUUGUACAUUAUCUUCAUCUCGGUCAGCUUUCUCACCAUCGUAUCUAUCUGGAUCUGGAAUCAUUCGUUGGAAGAUUGACGUUAAAGAGAGAGAGAGUGUUAAAUCAAACAAUUAUAUUCAUCAGCAAAAGUUUGACAGGACGGUAGUUCACUAAUUAAUGUUGUAGUAUUUCUCAGUAGUUUGUGAGGAAAAUGCAGGAGAAACAAAAUGAAAUGCAGAGAGCUGCAUUUUGUGCGUUUUAGUUUUGUUUUGUUGUGUUUUCUAUAUAAGGUUUGUUUCUAAAAGUACAUUUUUCUUGGUUUGAGAAAUUUCAUAUAAUGCUUUCUGUCUGAGGAUUAUAUCUAGAAGACCAUAUCGACCAAACUGCUUGUACAGUCAUUAGGAGGAGGGGUGCUGCUUUAAAUGCUUUUUUAAUUUGUAUAGGUAAUUGGUAGGAAAUUCAGUUAACCUAUGUUUCCUUUUCCUUUUCUUUUAUUUAAAAUAAGGUAAGUCCGAAAACUUUGGGAAAGGAAUCCUCUUGGUUUUAUUUAUUCCUGCAGUUUGUCUCUUUGCCUGUUAUUUAUAAACAAUCAAUCCUGCUAUUAAUACCCAAAUCCAUAAACAGCUGGUUUGUAACACAGAAUCACAGAUUUCUAAAACAUAAAAUAAAACCAAAACUAAGUACAUGCUUCAACAGCACAGAAACACAGCACCUGAGAAUGGAACAGAGCUCAACUCCCAGAGGUGGAGGUGUUGAAAAAUAAAAUGGGUGAGUGGUUACCGAAGGUGUGGAACAACAAGUUCCAUGUUGUCCUGUGUGUGUUUAUGAUCCAUCUGCACAUAUCAAAGUUUUUUGUGUUUUGCAUCUAUUCAUUUUUAUCUAUUUGUGAGGCUAUUUGUUUAUUUUUAGAAAAGUUUUUUUUUUUUUUUUUUUUUCUAAUCUAUGGCAUUAGCUUCCACAAAGUGGUCUCUAGUCUUCCUGGGAUCCACAACACUCUACACUCAAUAGUAUGAACGCCUCCAUUUUCUACUGUAUUGGAUGAAAAUACAUUAUAUCCACAAUGUUGGCAAUUAAUUGGACAUAUUUGUAAUUAGUAAAGUUGUGUGGUUUUUUUUGUUGGAGUAUAGUCUGCAUGUGUUUGUGUGUGUUUACACAUAUGUGAAUGAGGUUUUUGUUGCAGGUUUUUCCAGGGUUUGGGUUAGAGUUAGAGUUAGAGUUAGAGUCAAGUUAUGGGUUGGUGUUAGGCAUGUGGUGGUUGUGGUUAUGGUUAGGGUAAGUCUCCAGAGAAUUAAUGUUACUCAUUACAAUCUCCCCCCUUAAGUUAGAAAAACAAGUAUGUGUGUAUGUAGACCGCCAGCAGUCAGCUCUCUUUGCUUUAGUCGGGGGUUGUGGAAGAUAUUUGGUCCAUCAGAAACAUCCAGCAUGAGUCCAUCUCAGCAGACGAUCACCAUCAUCUCAGGUUUACUCUUAAUGUCAGGUAAUGAUGACCUACUUUUGUUCACCUCUUUAUUAGAGAGUUAUGUGUGUGUUAUUUUCUAAACUGAUGCAUGUUUACCUCAAAGUAUCUUUCUCUUCAUGCAAAUAAUAAGCAGUACAGUUAUUAUUUUAAUAAUAAUUAGUGUAGUAGUUUAUGCUGUUUCAGGUUUAAGUGACGUCAUCUUUUCUGUUUUGGACAGGUAGAUUUGAAUUGACUCUUGUCAUUGUAUACGAGGAGAAAAAUCCCUGAAAACAUUUAACUAUGCACCAUAUUUCACUAUUUAUCCUCUUGCAAGCUAUGCAUGCCACAUUAUGUUGAACAAAAUGACUUUCUACUAUUUACCUUAUGCCAUAUAGUAUCUAUAUCACAACAUUACUCAGUGUUAUCCAGCUGUUUGGAUUCCAGCUUAAUUCAAAGCUCAUUUUCUUGUCUGUGUCCAA